GAACUUAUGCAACAUUGAUCAGAGUGAAGUCGGACUUUCUUCAACGUUGCGCCAGAGAGAGACAUUGUCACAUGAGAAGUGCAGCUUCCAACGCCAUAAAGUAACUGUUUUCGGUAUCGUACAUGAGAUAUACAUAUAUCCCAAGGGCAUGGCGGUAUCUUUGCCCCCAGGGAACUCACGAGAACGACAACAUUUCACUCUUCCACCACAACACAAAAUGACACUCCGGCACAAUGUCAAAGUCACAAUUGAACAACGUGUUGAAGCCAAAGUUAACGGCGGCGGAUCAUCGGUCACUGAGCGGUCACUUAUCGGCCAUGAGAUACGGCAAGGCUGGCCAAUGGUAUAAAUUCCCCUGUUGGGCCCAAAACAUUUUUCUGUUAUCUCUAGUAUCGCAUUCUUUCCUUUCCUUUCUCAAUUCACAUACAGGAGUGGGAUCUGAUUUUACGUGCAACAUGUCUCCUCGUUUGCUAUCACCUACUCUCCUCCGAGUAUGUCGGAGAAAUUACUCUACAUCUAGGACCGUUUCUUUGGCAUUUGAUUUGCACGAACCUGCCAACCCCUCGUCCAAUGCUCCGCGAGCCAUCGUCUUCAUGCAUGGUUUAUUCGGAUCCAAGAAGAAUAACAGGAGCAUUAGUAAAGCUCUCGCAAGAGAUCUAGGAAGGCCUGUCUAUGCUGUUGAUCUGCGAAACCAUGGCGACUCACCGCACCACCCUGAACACAAUUAUACGGCCAUGGCAGCUGACGUAGCUGGAUUCAUAAAUGAGCAUAAACUUGCUGGGCCUACACUGAUAGGCCACUCAAUGGGAGCAAAGACUGCCAUGGCUCUAGCACUUGAAUCGCCAGAAAUGGUCGAAGAUAUAGUAUCUGUGGACAAUGCACCCAUCGAUGCGGCACUCCUCAGCAGCUUCGGAAAAUACAUCCAAGGAAUGAAGAAAAUCGAAGAGGCGGGAGUCUCUAAGCAAACUGAAGCGGAUAAAAUCUUGCAGGACUUUGAAAAGGAGCUUCCUAUCCGCCAAUUUCUCCUCGGAAAUCUUGUGCGCACUGAAGACAAGACGCAGAAAUUCAAAGUUCCUCUCAAGAUUAUCGGAGGUGCUUUGGACAAUUUGGGUGACUUUCCGUUCAAGGAUCCGGAUUCGAUACGCUUCAACAAACCAACUUUAUUUGUUCGCGGAACUCAAAGCCACUAUGUGCCAGAUGAAGCACUUCCUAUAAUUGGAAAGUUCUUCCCCCGAUUUGAAUUGGCCGAUAUAGAUGCUGGGCACUGGGUGAUUUCUGAGAAACCAGAGGAAUUUAGACAAGCCGUCGUAGAAUUCUUGAAGCCAAAGGAAUAGAAAGGGUAAAAAUGUACAGUCUAUUGUGUAUAUGUAAAAGGGUAUCUGCCAUAAGUCCAAGCCAUCCAAAAGAAUAAUACCCA
Botrytis cinerea B05.10 is the source of this 1417-nucleotide messenger RNA. RefSeq lists its product as hypothetical. The transcript has 4 exons. Gene Ontology annotation, molecular function: catalytic activity. Bases 456 to 1334 code for a protein of 292 amino acids. The record is from RefSeq and is a predicted model, not a curated record. Gene Ontology annotation, cellular component: mitochondrion. NCBI's taxonomy places the organism in Eukaryota, Fungi, Ascomycota, Leotiomycetes, Helotiales, Sclerotiniaceae.